Messenger RNA from Hipposideros armiger (great roundleaf bat), 858 nucleotides. RefSeq names its product lysophospholipase like 1 (gene LYPLAL1). Gene Ontology annotation, biological process: protein depalmitoylation. Gene Ontology annotation, molecular function: carboxylic ester hydrolase activity; palmitoyl-(protein) hydrolase activity. The record is from RefSeq and is a predicted model, not a curated record. The coding region runs from base 31 to 750 and encodes 239 amino acids. Gene Ontology annotation, cellular component: cytoplasm. Lineage: Eukaryota; Metazoa; Chordata; Mammalia; Chiroptera; Hipposideridae. The transcript has 5 exons.
GGCCUGCCAAACGCACAUGGGGCGGCAGCAAUGGCUGCUGCGUCGGGAUCAGUUUCCCUGCAGCGGUGCAUGGUGUUGCCGGCUGGGAGGCACAGCGCCUCUCUGAUUUUCCUGCACGGCUCAGGUGAUUCUGGAAAAGGAUUGCGAAGGUGGAUCAAGGGGGUUUUAAAUCAAGAUUUAGCAUUCCAGCACAUAAAAAUUAUUUACCCAACAGCUCCUCCCAGGCCAUAUACUCCUCUGAAAGGUAGACUCUCCAACGUAUGGUUUGACAGAUUUAAAAUAUCUAAUGACUGCCCAGAACACCUUGAAUCAAUUGAUGGGAUGUGUCAAGUGCUUACAGAUUUGAUGGAUGACGAAGUAAAAAAUGGCAUCAAGAAGAAUAGGAUAUUAAUAGGAGGAUUUUCUAUGGGAGGGUGCAUGGCUAUGCACUUGGCAUAUAGAAAUCAUCAAGAUGUGGCGGGAGUUUUCGCUCUUUCUAGUUUUCUGAAUAAAACAUCUGCUGUUUACCAGGCUCUUCAGAAAAACGAUGGUGUGCUCCCUGAAUUAUUUCAGUGCCACGGUACUGCAGAUGAGUUAGUUCUUCAUUCUUGGGGUGAAGAGACAAAUGCCAUGUUAAAAUCUCUAGGAGUGAGCACGAAGUUUCAUAGCCUCCCAGGCCUUUACCAUGAGCUCAGCAAAGGUGAGCUAGAGAAACUGAAGUCAUGGAUUCUUACAAAGCUUCCGGGAGAAACGGAAAGCCAAAAUGAAUGAAUCAGGAUCGAUUUGUUAAUGAUUAUACAUGUAAUGUCUUUGUGAAAAAGUAAUUUUACUGCAAAUUAUAACUUGAUCAAUGAUAAUUAAAAUAUUACAAAAUAUCAA